Messenger RNA from Emericellopsis atlantica, 1782 nucleotides. RefSeq names its product cytidine deaminase-like protein. The record is from RefSeq and is a predicted model, not a curated record. The transcript has 3 exons. Gene Ontology annotation, cellular component: cytosol. Bases 1 to 1782 code for a protein of 593 amino acids. NCBI's taxonomy places the organism in Eukaryota, Fungi, Ascomycota, Sordariomycetes, Hypocreales, Bionectriaceae. Gene Ontology annotation, molecular function: IMP cyclohydrolase activity; phosphoribosylaminoimidazolecarboxamide formyltransferase activity. Gene Ontology annotation, biological process: 'de novo' IMP biosynthetic process.
AUGUCGCAAAAGAUCGCCAUCGUCUCCGUCUUUGACAAGACGGGCCUGCUGGACCUGGCUAAGGGCCUCGUCGCGCAGAAUGUCCGCAUCUUGGCUUCUGGCGGCACCUCUCGCAUGAUCCGCGAGUCUGGCUUCCCCGUCGAGGACGUCUCUGCCAUCACAAAGGCCCCCGAGAUGCUGGCGGGCCGCGUCAAGACUCUGCACCCCGCCGUCCACGCUGGCAUCCUCGCCCGCAACCUCGCGUCCGACGAGAAGGACCUCGCCGAGCAGAACAUCAACAAGGUGGACUAUGUCAUCUGCAACCUCUACCCCUUCAAGGACACCGUGGCCAAGCCCAACGUCAGCGUCCCCGAGGCUGUCGAGGAGAUUGACAUUGGUGGCGUGACCCUCAUCCGUGCCGCAGCCAAGAACCACAAGCGUGUGACCAUUCUCUCCGACCCCAACGACUACGCCGGCUUCCUGUCCGAGCUGGAGAAGGGCGAGAUCACCGAGGAGAGCCGCAACCGCUACGCCCUCAAGGCGUUUGAGCACACGGCCGACUACGAUACGGCCAUCUCCGACUACUUCCGCAAGGAGUACGCCUCCGGAGGCGACCAGUACAUGGCCCUGCGCUACGGCGCGAACCCCCACCAGAAGCCCGCCGCUGCGUACACCACCGAGGGCAAGCUGCCCUUCAAGGUCCUGGGCGGCUCCCCGGGUUACAUCAACCUGCUCGAUGCGCUCAAUGCCUGGCCCCUGGUCAAGGAGCUCAAGCAGGCGCUCGGCCUCCCCGCCGCGGCCAGCUUCAAGCACGUCUCGCCCGCCGGUGCGGCCAUUGGCACGCCCCUCAGCGAGGACGAGCGCAAGGUCUACUUUGUCAACGACAUUGAGGGCAUUGAGACAUCUCCUCUCGCCCAGGCCUACGCGCGCGCCCGUGGCGCCGACCGCAUGAGCUCGUUUGGCGACAUCAUCGCCCUCUCGGACGUGGUCGACGUCCCCACCGCGAGCAUCAUCUCCAAGGAGGUCUCGGACGGUGUCAUCGCCCCCGGCUACGAGGACGCCGCACUCGAGAUCCUCAAGAAGAAGAAGGGCGGCCGGUACCUGGUCCUGCAGAUCGACGAGGAGUACACCCCGGGCCCCACGGAGACCCGGACCGUCUACGGCAUCAACCUCCAGCAGCACCGCAACGACUACCUCAUCACGCCCAAGUCGUUCAAGACCAUCAUCACCCCCAAGGACGCGGGGUCCCUGUCCGAGUCGGCGGCCCGCGACCUGUCCGUCGCCACCAUCACCCUCAAGUACACCCAGAGCAACUCGGUCUGCUACGCCGUCAACGGCCAGGUCGUCGGUCUCGGGGCCGGCCAGCAGAGCCGCAUCCACUGCACCCGCCUGGCCGGCGACAAGGCCGACAACUGGUGGAUGCGCUUCCACUCGCGGGUGCUGGGCAUCAAGUGGAAGAAGGGCACCAAGCGCCCCGACAAGAGCAACGCCAUUGACCUGCUCGUGAGCGGGCAGCUCCCCAAGGACGGCCCCGAGCGCGAGGCCUUUGAGGGUGUCUUUGAGGAGGUCCCCGCUGCCUUUACGGACGAGGAGCGCGAGGCCUGGAUGAAGGAGCUCAAGGACGUGGCCGUGUCCAGCGAUGCUUUCUUCCCGUUCAUCGACAAUGUCUUCCGCGCCGCCCGCUCGGGCGUCAAGUACAUUGCCGCGCCGGGCGGCAGCCAGAACGACGCUGCUGUGUUUGAGACGGCGGAGAAGCUGGGUAUCACCUUUGUGGAGCAGAACAUCCGCCUCUUCCACCAUUAA